UAUUUGAGAUGAAUGAAUAGUCAAAUAGCACUUCCUAUCACAAUGUAUUGACUACAGGUAGCUAGCUCUACCUAUCUCUUCUUCCCUGAGGAUCAGAUCAUCCACUGCGAGGGACGAUAAUACAGUAGAGAGUAAGGUACAGUCGCGAAGCCAUGAUAGAGAGAGAGAGAGCAUUGACGUUUCCGAAUUGGUUGGUGCGGUGCAAAGAAACAUACGUAAUACAAGGUACACCAGACAAGCUACUGCACCCACACGAGCCUCUCCUUCUCUUCCCUUCCUUACCACAGGCACUUUCACCGCAAGAAGCAGAAUGCAAAACCGUUUCGAGGGCAAAAUUGUGCCAUGUGCGCCAAGGGGGUAAGGUGGAUUUGUACACAUGUAGAGAUCAAAGGUCUGUGUUACAGGGAACCCGCGUGCCUGGUGACUCCCCCCUCCGAUGUUGCUCGCCCGUACAGAAGAAGCAUCGCCACACAGGCCUCGACGCUCGCUUAAUCACGCGUACGACAAUCAAUAAUCCAAACCCCGUCGCGGACUUCUGCCAUCCAUCGAUCAGAGGCAGAACCGCAACAUCAACUCAGCUGCCGCACCUUUUCCGCGGCCCAAGGCUACUUACUUUUCGUGAGAACAACAGCAACCAUGUAUAACUCCCACCUCCUCCUCAGCUUCGUCCUCUUGCUUUUUGUAGCCUUCAGCGCGAGCGGCGCCGUCGCCCCGGCACACCACAACGACCGCCGUCAAAUUCAUCUCGCAGCGCG
Colletotrichum godetiae is the source of this 755-nucleotide messenger RNA. RefSeq lists its product as uncharacterized. NCBI's taxonomy places the organism in Eukaryota, Fungi, Ascomycota, Sordariomycetes, Glomerellales, Glomerellaceae. The record is from RefSeq and is a predicted model, not a curated record. The transcript has 3 exons. The coding region runs from base 153 to 644 and encodes 163 amino acids.